UGAGGACAUCGUGUCCAUAAAGAUCUGGCCAGAGAAAUAAGAAGCCCUGAAGUGCAGCCGCUGACUAGACCUGAUAGAAAAAGGGAUCACUGAGAUAUCACUAUGUCAGAUGACGGAGAAAAUGCCACCACACCGAACUACUAUAACUACGAUUAUUCAGCUUAUUAUGGUGAACUCGUUCCAGACUUCACUCCUUGCAGCAAUGCCGAUGUGAAGGAGUUUGGCAAAGUGUUUUUGCCCACCCUCUACAGUUUGGUUUUCAUCCUCGGCUUUAUAGGUAAUGGCCUGGUGGUGUGUGUCCUGGUGAAGCACAGCAAACAGACCAACUUUACAGACAUCUGCUUCUUCAACCUGGCUCUCUCUGACCUCCUCUUCGUCCUCACGCUGCCUUUCUACUCUCACUACUCUGUGGUCAGUCAGUGGACUUUCGGAAACUUCAUGUGCCGUUUCGCCACUGGCUCCCACACAACUGGGUUCUACAGCAGCAUCUUCUUCAUGGUUGUCAUGACGCUGGACCGCUACAUGGUCAUCCUGCACACAUACAAGGUGUCACACUAUCGCAGUCUGAGGGCAGGCGUUGCUGUGACCUUGUUGGUCUGGAUGCUGAGCUUUUGUGUCUCUCUGCCAGAUAUCAUCUUCACAAAGGUGAAGAAUGAGUCUUUCGGGUUGGCUUGCAUAUACAGCCCUGAAAAUUAUGCCUGGAGGAAUUAUAACAUCUUCUCAAUAAAUGUGCUCGGUCUGGUGAUCCCCUUGUUGGUGAUGAUAGUUUGCUACGGCAGGAUCAUCCCCAUAAUAAUGAACAUGAAGACUGCGAAGAAGCAUCGUGUUGUUAAGGUGAUCAUCACCAUUGUGGUCAUCUUUUUUUUGUUCUGGACCCCAUAUAACAUUUCUCUCUUCUUGGGGUUUCUGAAAUCUGAAGGUAUAUUGAAGAGCAACUGCAACCUGGAAGCAAAUUUAAGACUUGCAGCAACAGUAACUGAGACGUUUGCUUACAGUCACUGCUGCCUGAACCCCAUCAUAUACGCCUUUGUGGGACAAAAGUUCAUGAAACGAGCCCUGCAUCUGCUGAGGAAAUGGGUGCCUGGGAUUAACCUUGUGUCCACCAGAGAUUUUUCAGAUAGCUCAUACAGAAAAAGCUCAGUUAUGACUAGGUCCUCUAAUGCCAGCUCCACUGUGAUCAUGUAAGAGGUGAAGUGCAGAUUAAUGUUGUAUAUGUUGUGCUUUAUGGAGAUCACUUGCAGAUUUGACAUGUUUUUAUCCAGGCAAACUUAUUACUGCUACCACUGCUAAUCAGAUUAUCAAGCAGCAUAUUGUUUUGUCACUUCCUUUUUCAACCUAUGACAGUGUUAUUCAAUAUCAAUGUCUAUCUUAAAAAUUUGCCUGUACCUCUAUAUAUCAUUAUCUGUAGACCUUAUUGAUUUUAUUUGCACUUUGAAUUUACACUGUAAUGUUUAGUUUUGACUAGAGCUGCACAAUAAUAUAGUUUUUUAUUUUGUUUUUUAAAGUGUCAUUGUGAUAUCAACGUGUGAUAAACACAUUUGGAAAUAUCAGACUCUAAAAACAGUAACAUAUUGAUACUAUCUGUGUGAAGGCCUAUUUUGUAUGAUAUGCGCAAUGCUGUUAACUCCCUAGCCAGUCAGAGUCCUUGUCUGAUUCCGCAUGCACACGAGUGAGGUUUGCUGCCUCACUACUCUGCAUGGAUGAAGGAGGAAAGUGUGACAAGAUGAGUGCAAGCAAAAGUGCAAGCGCAGAAAGGAACCAAUGCCUAAAAACUAGCACAUAGCCCAGAGUCCUGCAUCAGGUGACUGACAAAAAAAGGUGAUUCACAGAUGGCAUUUUGUCUUAAUUUAUUUCUGGUUGGGAUCUGGGUGUAAAAAUGAACUUGUAGGCUGGGUAGCAGGUGUCCAAUAACAAAGAGCCUAUAUCAAAAUAAAUAUGAAUAAUUGUAAUUUCAUUCAAUGUUUUAACACUUUCUCUCUCUGACUGCUGAUCAAGCGGCAACCUCCUGAAUUGAAAAAUGAAGCCAACACGGGAGUGCCACAAAUUGCAGUUCUUUGACCGGCCAAUAGAGGCUUGAGGCUCCAGAAGUGAGUCCAUCCCCAAAGUAACCCAUGUAAAAAUGUCCAAGUGAAUUUCAUUCACAUCAUAUGAAGACUUAUUCAAAAUUAGUGGCAGACUAGUUUGAGUGACAGGUUAGGCUCUCUAUAGAUAGUGUCUUCUGGCUCUCAGUCACAUCAGCCAUCUGGACAAUAUUUUGGAUACAGGAGAGACGACGAGGCAAAAGUACAGCUACUGUGCAGCUCAAGUACUGAGUGCAUGUAUCUGCAUAUUGCAAAUAUUGUUAUCACAAUAUUCAAUAAUGUUACUACAUAUAAUAUUGUGCAGCCCUAGUUUUGACCAUAAGAUGUCUGUUAUCUGAGGAGUACCAUCAUCUUCUAUAUGAUCUCAGGUAUUUGCUAAAUUCUUUGCAAUGCUCUUCCUUUUCCUGCUGAGCAACACUGACCGAAACUAUGAGCGUCUUGUUUACAUCAGCCUGUAACCACAAUGUUUGUUUCCCCUUGCCUGAUGUGUUGAAACUUUUACACUUUAGCUGAUGAGCCUGCAAUUUGGAGAAAAACAUUCAUACUAUAUGGAAAAGCUACCAUUUAGAAGAAACAUAAUACUUUUACAAGAUGAAAUUGGGGUAUUUUCCACUUUCCUGAGGAAAAAGUUGUUCAUUCAAAUGUCAAAGAUAAAUCAAAGCCACAAAGUUGAGGAAACAGGUUAUUCGUCACCUUUAGCACUUUCAGCCGUCAAUCUUGGGUAUAAAUCUGUUGAUAUGGAACAAAGUUUGGCUCAUCAUGCACGCCUGGAAUUUUUCAUAUAUUUUCUUGAUAUUGUUGUAUGCCUAACAAUUGUACAUAUGUACAGUAUAUUGCAAGUUUGCAUUUUUCUAGAGUUUUCAUAUUGGAUGUAUUCUUUUUUUCUCUGUUAUUUUACUGCCAUUUCAGAUGUUACUUAAAACACAAAAUAUAUACUGUCAAUUUAUUCCCAUAUAUCAACUUAAUGAUCAAUGCUCUUGUUUAAGCUUUUGUGUGCAUGUUCAUGUUGUGAUUUGUUGUUAUGGUUUAGUUUUCCUGCGGCGAUUAUUAAAGUUUUACAUGUCAAAUAAUAAGAAUACCAAUGAUAUGUCAUAUAGUGCUUUUCUGAGGACACAGAAUCCACAGCACAACCUGUGUUCAUUCAAGAUAAAUCUCAUUUUAUGCACCUUGGGUUCUUUAAUUGUCUAUGUGACUGUGACCUUAUAAAGAUAUUAAAAUUUACUGCACAGUUAAGUUUUGGGGGUUUUUUGUUGGCGAUUACUUUUCACAUGCUGUAAAUUUUUCAUGUUCAACUUUGUCUUAUUGUAACUUUUUUUAAGUGAGGUUGAAUGAGACACCUCUACCUUUACCACUGCCUAGAUCAGUUGUGUUAU
This is a messenger RNA of Plectropomus leopardus (leopard coralgrouper), 3454 nucleotides long. RefSeq names its product C-C chemokine receptor type 5. Lineage: Eukaryota; Metazoa; Chordata; Actinopteri; Perciformes; Serranidae. Gene Ontology annotation, molecular function: C-C chemokine receptor activity; C-C chemokine binding. Gene Ontology annotation, cellular component: external side of plasma membrane; membrane. Gene Ontology annotation, biological process: cell chemotaxis; immune response; calcium-mediated signaling. The record is from RefSeq and is a predicted model, not a curated record.